UCCCUGGCCACCUUCUCCACCUUUAAAAGUGACAACACUCCCCAUCUAUUCCUCUUUAUUAUUAUCAUCACAAGUAGAUCUAGAGAAAGUGGAUAUGGGAAUGCUUAUUAGCAAAUGUAGGAGUAGAGGAAAGGAAGUGAAAGCAUUGGAGAAGGAGAUUCAAGUGAUGAAAAGAGAAAGAGAGAAAGAAACUAGAGUUCAUGAGGAGAAGUGGGAAGAAUGGGAAGUGGAAAAGGAGAAACAUAUGGAGAGGAUAAGGAGUCUUGAAAAGGAAGUGAUGGAGUUUAGAGAAGAUAAAGGAUGGAUAAGAAUGGGAAGUGAGUUCAUUGUUGAGCAGUUGGAGGAGAAGGCAAGAAGAGAAGAAGCUGUAGAGAAGUGGAAACAACUUUACCAUGCUAUCAAGACUGAGCUUGAUCAUCUCAUUCUUACUACUCACCAAGGGGAGAGAUUUUAUUUGGGAGAACAAGGAGAGAUGGUGGAGAGAUUGGAAAGAGAGUUGAAAGCAAAGGAGGAGAUGAUUGAAGGACUGAGAAGAAGUUUGACAGGCAUGCAAAUGGAAGGGAUGAAGAAGGAUAGAGAGAUUGAUAUUUUGAGGCAAAGCUUGAGAAUUCUUAGCAAUUCAAAGAGAAGCAAUCUUGGUAGAAAGAGUACUCGGAGAAGCUUGCGUUGUAGAAUUAUUCCUUAAUUGGUUUAUUGGUGAAAGAUUAGUGUAUAAUUAUGGCCAUUGAACUAGACUUGAAAUUAGUAAUACUCGCUGUAAUGAAAAUAAUUUAGAUUUUUCCUCUUUUUUUUUUCUUGUUUAAUUUUCUUUUUAUUAGCAGAUCAAGUUCAUUUGGGAAUUAAUCAGUUAAACUUUA
This is a messenger RNA of Dioscorea cayenensis subsp. rotundata (Guinea yam), 857 nucleotides long. RefSeq names its product golgin subfamily A member 6-like protein 22. The record is from RefSeq and is a predicted model, not a curated record. The transcript is spliced from 2 exons. Lineage: Eukaryota; Viridiplantae; Streptophyta; Magnoliopsida; Dioscoreales; Dioscoreaceae. The coding region runs from base 95 to 685 and encodes 196 amino acids.